Musa acuminata AAA Group (dessert banana) is the source of this 345-nucleotide messenger RNA. Its product is annotated as large ribosomal subunit protein cL38-like. The transcript has a single exon. Lineage: Eukaryota; Viridiplantae; Streptophyta; Magnoliopsida; Zingiberales; Musaceae. Gene Ontology annotation, biological process: translation. Gene Ontology annotation, cellular component: ribosome; chloroplast. Gene Ontology annotation, molecular function: rRNA binding; structural constituent of ribosome. The record is from RefSeq and is a predicted model, not a curated record. The coding region runs from base 1 to 345 and encodes 114 amino acids.
AUGGCGUCGAUCACGGGGAUGUUGGCGUACGCCGUUCCCAUGUCGUGUACCAGCAGCAGCAGACCCAGGGCUUCGUCUCCCGCGUCGCCGGGCGGCGGCGGCGGCGGCGGCGGCGGCGGGGGGGGAUGGAUGGGAGUGGAGUGCUCGUCGCGGCCGCAGAAGAAGGCGACGGCGCACCACAUGAAGACGAGGCCUAAGAAGACGCAGCCUUGGGACGUCAAGCGAAAGGGCCCGACCGCGUACCCACCUCUCCCCGUCCUCCCUCCGGAUUGGACCCUCGUCCCCGAGCAGGAGCAGGCGGCGGCGAAGGAGGUGGAAGAAGCUCCGGCCACCGUCGCAGAGUGA